AAUAUGUCAUGAUUACAUGCAGUCAAAGUCGCUAAUCUAGAUAUUUAUAGUGGACCUAGGUACUAGAGCGUAGGUCUUUGCGUACAGUACCUAGGUACGUUAGCGUUGACAACUAUGUACCUUAUGUAGGUAGUCAGCUCUAGCACUGCGGGGUGUGGGACGGUACCGCUUACUUAAUCACAUUUUAUACAGUACCUAGGUUGUCAGCUGGCAGCCAGCCUUUCCAACUACAGUCAAGCCUCUUCACCCACACUAAUACCUUCCUCCCUUUCUCUCAGGUUAACAUCUUUUACAUUUAUACAUCAAGGGGCAUGCAUAAUAAAGAUUCCACUUCACUUAUAGUCCCAUGCCUUAUAUAGGCAAACGAUAACGGUGAGAAUGCGAUCUUUGGCUGAUUCAACCACACGAUGGCAAGAAACACUCAAGUACAGUGCGAGCCUCGCAGAUUUACAACAGGCCAUCAAGAACAAGGGCCCCAAUAGCCCCUGUAUCUCGGGAUGCAGAUCAAUUUGCUGGAAGGCCUUCCUACUGAACCGGACCGCCGAUACUACGAACUUAUCCUCUAUUCUAUCAGAGUCGCGGAAUACAUACGCUUCUCUCAAGGAUCAGCUAUUGAAAUAUGUCAAGCAUCCGGAGCAUCUCCUAGCUGAAUCUGUCGAUCCCUUAGCAGACGAUGCUGAUUCUCCCUGGAAUACACUUCGAAAUGAUAAUGUACUCAGAGCCGAGAUACUCCAGGAUGUCCAACGUCUUCCCGAUGAGCCUUUCUAUCAUCAAGACCAUAUCCAGACGCUUGUUCUAGACGUUCUUUUCAUAUAUUGCAAACUUAAUCCAAGCAUAGGCGGAUAUCGCCAGGGAAUGCAUGAAUUAUUAGCACCUGUUGUCUAUGUUGUAGAACAAGAUGCCAUAGACCCGGGCCAUGUCUCUUCAGAUACACCGGCGGAUCCGGUGAUGGCGGAUAUGUUAAACGCCUCGUUCAUCGAGCAUGACGCUUUUAUCCUCUUCUCCAAAGUUAUGGAUCACGCCAAGUCCUUCUACGAAGUGGUCGAGACCGCAGCAAACACGCCUCUAACGACUUUCGGCCAACCCUCUCCAAUAUCUUCGAUUGUCGAACGAAGCCAGUAUAUACAUGAAGUUUGUCUAUUCAAAGUAGACCCCGAACUUUCAACACAUCUCAAGAACAUUGAAAUUUUACCACAGGUUUUCUUAAUUCGCUGGAUCCGUCUUUUAUUUAGUCGCGAAUUUCCAUUUGACCAGAUGCUCGUACUUUGGGAUACCCUAUUCUCUAUAGAUCCAUCUUUUAAAUUAAUAGACCUGGUUUGUACCGCGAUGUUGAUUAGAAUUCGCUGGAACCUCCUUAAUGCCGACUACACCGUCGCGUUACAAUUACUACUCAAAUAUCCACCCCCACAAGCGCAAUAUGGACCACAUACAUUCAUCGACGAUGCGGUUUAUCUAAGAGACCAUUUAAACCCUACAGGAGGGUCUACAUUAAUAACCAAGUAUACGGGGAAAUCACCUUCAUUGUCAUGGACUGAUUCUGGAGCAUCCACGCCAAGAACGUCGACUUCGAAUGUACGACGGAAAUUUGGUGGCGCUCGGUCGCCGCUAUCCCCUUCGCGCUUCAAACCCCCACAAGUAGGUAUGGAAGCGUUAUUUCAAGGGGCAGCUAAGGGUGUCCUUGAAAGAGGGGAGAAGCUCGGUAUCAACCAAGCAGUACGUGAUGCUAUGGUGGAGAUACGCCGUAACGUCCAAGAAGCCAAGAGCUCCAUGAAGGCGAGUAGAGAUCUCUUCGCUGAACCGGGCCCGAAUAAUAUGGCGAUACGAGCACUUGCAGUCAUGGACCGAAGGAAUAGAAGACUGGCGACAUUGCUAGACGAGCCCCUCUCUACGCUAAAGAAUCUCUCAGAUUCGGACCUAGAAGACAAACAAAAGUGCCAAGAUGCUCUUCAGGUUGCUGUUGCGAAGAUACAGUUCAUUAAGGUCUACUUGGAAGACUCUACAAUAGCCCUCCCGGAUGAAGAGGAGCCGGUGUCGUCAAUUUCAUCAUCGGGAACUCCGGUUGGUGGUGAUGGAAAAGUUGAUCCUGGACAUUUAAGCGAUGCCGUCGCGGCGAUGGCUAUUAAUACGCCCGCAGCAGUGGCCCGCACCCAAAAUGAUGAGAACACAAAACCAUUAACUGAUCUAGACCCAGAUAAAAUGGACACCGACGACCCGCUAGGCUCCGGAACGUCAGCAACACCAGUCGAGAAGAAAUUAGGGCGCCCACAAGCACCCAUACCCACGAGAUCAACCAUCGCGCAAUCAUCGUUUUCCUGGAUGCUCGAACCCGACGCCCCAUCCUCAUCUUCAUCUUCCCCAUCCCAACAACCACCCAUUUUCCCCUCUCAGCUACCAUCUUCAUCGACCAGUAACCUCCAUCGCAAAAGACCAUCCGCUAACGCCAACCGCGAGCGCACGGCCUUCCUUUUCGGCGAGGUAUCAGCAGAUGAAGGAGGUCAAGGCGUUCGGUCUGAGGACAUUUUUGGUUUGGAAGAAAUUCGGAAGACGAAGGAUUGAUUAAUGCCUCUCAUAGUAUGGAGUCCAUGGUUGCUUGCGAUCGGCAUUUGUUAUAUGUAAUAUGAUUUAUGUAGUUAUGUUGUUAUACGAGUAUGAACAUAUUUCUCUAUGCAUCUAAACUCAUGCCAUCUCUAGUGCGAGAGCAUAAUAAUUAAGAGUACCUACCUCACACCUAGGUAUUUAUCUCAUUCCAUGGCG
Hypoxylon trugodes is the source of this 2754-nucleotide messenger RNA. Its product is annotated as RabGAP/TBC. Gene Ontology annotation, biological process: activation of GTPase activity. Bases 379 to 2556 code for a protein of 725 amino acids. The record is from RefSeq and is a predicted model, not a curated record. Gene Ontology annotation, molecular function: GTPase activator activity. The transcript is spliced from 6 exons. NCBI's taxonomy places the organism in Eukaryota, Fungi, Ascomycota, Sordariomycetes, Xylariales, Hypoxylaceae.